This is a messenger RNA of Tribolium madens (black flour beetle), 2205 nucleotides long. It is a transcript of the gene HEX2, whose product is annotated as hexamerin-like. NCBI's taxonomy places the organism in Eukaryota, Metazoa, Arthropoda, Insecta, Coleoptera, Tenebrionidae. The coding region runs from base 38 to 2134 and encodes 698 amino acids. The record is from RefSeq and is a predicted model, not a curated record. The transcript is spliced from 4 exons.
AUUUGAAUCAUUCUCGUUGGUUGGUCUAACCACAAACAUGAGAUUCAUUUUAGUAGCUGUACUAGCCGGCCUUUGCGCCGUUUCUGCGAUCUCAACUAGUGAGUCUAGCAACUACUCACAACAACAAAGGGAUGUGUGGAGACUCUUCAAAUACAUCAACCAACCAAGCUACUACAAAGACCACGUCGAGAUUGCACACAGCUACAACUUCUACGACCACGCCAACAGUUAUGCCAAACCCGAAGUUGUCGAAGAAUUCUACAAGUACUUCAAGUACGACACGUUCCUUCAACGUGGGGAAAUCUUCUCAGUCUUCCACGGUGAACACUUGAAACAAGCCAUUGCUUUGUUCAAAUUGUUCUACUAUGCUAACGACUUUGAUACUUUCUACAAAACGGCCGUUUGGGCUCGUCAAUACGUCAAUGAAGGCCUGUUCUUGUACUCCUUCUCCGUCGCUUUGAUCCACCGCCCUGACACUUACUACUUCUCUCUGCCACCAAUCUACGAGAUCUAUCCUCAUUAUUUCUACAACUAUGAAGUUAUCCAGAAGGCCCAACACUACAAACAGAUGUACUACGGCCAAGAAGGUGCUCAUUAUAAUGACAGGACCAUCUAUGCUAACUAUUCUGGAUUCUACGUCAAUGUUUACCCUGAACAAGCCUUGGCUUACUUCACUGAAGAUGUUGGUAUUAACUCUUUCUACUACUACUACAACUUGUACUAUCCCUACUGGAUGAGUGGUGAAGAAUUCAACUUGAAAUAUGACAGCCGUGGUGAAAUGUUCUACUACAUGUACCAACAAAUCUUGGCAAGGUACUACUUGGAACGCUUGUCGCAUGGUUUUGGCGAAAUUGACCAUUUCGAUUGGGAAGUACCUUUCGAGAGUGGUUACUACCCUUCAAUGUGCUACCCCAAUGGGCUCUAUUUCCCCACAAGACACGCCUAUGCUCACUUGUAUGAAUAUUUCUACAACUAUGGACAACAUUAUGGUUUCAACAAGUACGCCCAUAGCUACACCCAUAUCAAAGAUUACGAAAGGAGGAUCCACGACGCCGUCGACAGUGGUUACGUCCAUACCCACUCUGGUCAAAAAGUCGAAAUUUUCUCCUAUGAAGGUCUCCAAAUUUUGGGUAACUUGAUCGAAGGCAACCCCGACUCGCCCUACUACCACUAUUAUGGAGCUUACCAAGUCUUCGCUCGCCACUUGUUGGGCUACUCCCACCAACCCCUCACUUUCCACAAACUCCACCCUUCGGCCCUCGAACACUUUGAGACUUCCAUGCGCGACCCUGCUUUCUACCAACUCUACAAGAAACUCCUUGGUUUCUUCUUCAGGUACAAGAGCCAACACUACCACUACUACGACGAACACGAUUUGGCCUACCAAGGAGUCCAUGUCAAACAUGUCGAAGUUGACCCUCUUGUCACCUACUUUGACUACUUCUACGCCGAUUUGAGCAACGCUGUUUACGUCACUCCUGAGGAAUUCGUCCAUGACAGUUUCAAGGUUCAUGUUGCUCAAGAGCGUCUCAACCACAAACCUUUCACCUACAAGAUCUACAUUGAUUCUGACAGGGAUACCGAAGCCGUUGUCAAAGUCUUCCUUGGGCCUAAAUACGACGAGUUUGGACGUUACAUCAAUUUGACCGAAAACUGGAUGAACUUCGUCCAAUUCGACCACUUUGUGUACAAAUUCAAACCCGGAGAGAAUGUAAUUUCGAGGAACUCCCGCGAAAUCUACAACUACAUGCACGACAGGACUUCCUACUACGAAUUGUACCAAAAGGCCUUCGGCGUGUACAACAAAGACCAACACUUCCAGUUCCACGACAACCAAUUCUUCUUUGGCUUCCCACAAAGGUAUUACUUGCCUAGAGGAUCUCCCGAGGGAAUGACCUACCAAUUCUACGUCUUUGUGACCAAACACCACCCAUACAAAGCCCAUGAUAAGGUACCAAUGGUCGGUUCUGGCUCGCACUACGUUGAUGCUUACCCAAUGGGUUAUCCCUUCGACCGUCCGGUCUACUACGAAGAGUUGUUCUACGCUCUCCCGAACUCCUACUUCCAGGAUGUCAGGAUUUACCACCAAGGACACACCUACGACCACCAUGUCAACCAUUUGAUCGAAAUGUAAAGUCUGAUUUUAUGAUAAUGGCAAUGUAUUGAGGUUAAUUCUAGAAAAUAAAGUGCAACAGUGAUUCCGAA